Messenger RNA from Alosa sapidissima (American shad), 3268 nucleotides. RefSeq lists its product as uncharacterized. Lineage: Eukaryota; Metazoa; Chordata; Actinopteri; Clupeiformes; Clupeidae. The record is from RefSeq and is a predicted model, not a curated record. Gene Ontology annotation, cellular component: nuclear envelope; meiotic nuclear membrane microtubule tethering complex. Gene Ontology annotation, biological process: nuclear envelope organization. Gene Ontology annotation, molecular function: protein-membrane adaptor activity. The coding region runs from base 701 to 2830 and encodes 709 amino acids. The transcript is spliced from 18 exons.
GUCUGAAGCACUAACCAGUAGGCCACGGGUUACAGUACCAUAGAAAUAUAAAUACUCUAUCCAUCUCUUACUGUACCAUAGAAAUAUACGCUAUCCAUCUCUCACUGUACAAUGCACAUGUCUUUGGCCGGGACUUUCACAGUAACUCUUUGUACGUGUGGCAUAUGACGCAUGUAGAUGGGCCUGGGUAAUCCCACUCUGGCGUUAUCAAAAAGAGCGCUAUACAGCACAUUCAUGUAUUGAAUGGUAUCUGUAGCUCUAAUAUAAUGGCAGUGCUAAUAGCAGCCAUCGGGUGACCCAGCAUAGUUGGAGGAUGUGAUCACAGACGUCUGAUGCGUUUAGUCUACAUAUCUCAUGUCAUGUAAUUGUCCACAGAUUUACAGCAUUUAGAGCUCUACUCUUUGGGUCUAAAUGAAAUCAUAGCUUUGUGUAGCGGGACAGUUUAGCGCUCGAGGAGCACGUUCAUCACUGUCAUGUGCCGGACUUUUACAUCCAUUGAUCAUCUGUGGAGUCCACGUCACACACACACACACACACACACAAAUAUACAGUCACACACACACACAGUCACGCACACACACACAGACACACACACACACAGAACCCACAGAAGCCACUGGCUUCCUACACCGCUAGCUAAAUAAGUCCAGGCUCGUGACAAAUCCCGCUAUUCCCAGGAUAUUCCGGAGCAUUCCUCGGCAUGUUUGGCAGCGUCGGCCAUCGCAGUCUCCCCUCGGAGAUCGCUCUUUUAUGUGAAAGAAUGUUGAACGGCCGAAGAGGACUGACCUGUCUGCGCCGAUUCUCAUCCAGAGCUUCGGAUGGCUCACAUUUAACAGGCACUGCCAUGUCCCGGCGAAGUAUGAGGUUACUGACGAGCGGUUAUUACCGUGACGAUGGCGAAAUGAACGAGAGCAGCAGCUCUCACCAUGUGUCUUACCGAGAGAGCCCUGUCAGGGUGUUUAAGAGGAGGACCGUCUCUCAGAGGCAGACUCUGUCCUGUAACGGGUCACAGGUGACCACUCCCUCCCUCCCCCACACCGGGUCUCAGACGGCAGCAUCCUGCCUCUCCUUCAGCUCUCUGGCCAGUAAGGAGAGUUUGAGAGGUGUGGCUUCUGCCCUGAAGGCAGCCACUCAGAGCCAGGGCCAGUACAUUAGCCCCGCCUCCCGCUUCAGUGCGCCCUCUGUGUCUCGCUCCUCCUCCUCUGGCCUGCUGUGUCCAUCUGUGCCCACUGGCACCGGCGGCAGCUGCAGCUCUGGGCGCCCCCUGCUGGACCAGUCGUGCGUGACCUCUGGAUACUCGUCCUCAGAAGGGUGUGAGGCCGACCUGGCCCCCACCUGGAGGAAGAGGAGCAGGCUUCUGAGCAGGAGCCAGCGCACCAGUUCUUCUCGGAUGUUUUGUGGUGAUGCUGAGUCUGUGGACACAAGUUUCACACGAGUGCUGUUCGCUGGUCUUGCCCUGCUCUGCUGCAACUUCUUUGGCCUCCUCAGGGAUGUGCUGCUUCUCAGCAGUUGUGGCCAGCUCUUGAGGAAGCCGGCACUGACUGUUCUGACUUUGACCCUUAUUGCUACUGGUUUCUGGUUAUGGUACCCUGCUCUCACCUCUCUCCUGAUGGUUGCUGAACCUGCCUUGCCUGGAUACAGCACGUCUACACUCGGCAUAAACACGGACCCAAGGAUCGUGACGGAUUUCAACGUGUUCCGUAAGGAAGUCCUGGACUGCAUUAACCAAGGAGAGGCCAGAUGGAAGGACAGCUGGACUCGAGAACUGGAAGAUGUUAAUCGAGAGAUCGGCCUUCUGCAGAAGGAUGGAGAGAGACACAGACACAUGUCUGAGAUUCUGAGUGCAGAAAUGACUCCUUUUAAGGAUGUGGCAAAAAACAACGACCUUGACCCGCAGGCUUGGGUGACUGUUGGUGUGGCCAAAAAGGUCACUGAACUCAAAAACAGUGUGUCGUACCUCAGAACUGUCCAGCGCAACGUGGAACAACGGCUGGAUGCCCAAGAAUACACCAAUGCUCAGCUGAAGAAGGAGCUCACUGAUUGGCUGAAGAGAGAGCUCUGGGCGGGACGACUUGGUCAGGAUACAGGAAGUGUUGUUCUUCGUCCUGAACUGCAGGGGGCGCUGGAGGCUCUGGAGAAGAGGUUGCUCAGGCAUUUGACUGAAGUAGCACACAAGGAAGGCAGUGACAUGUGGAGGACUGUGGGAGAGAGCCUGCAGAAGGAGGGACUUGGUGCCAUCAUGGUCAAGGAUGUCCAUGAGAUUGUUCAGAGAGCAUUGUGCCUCUAUAAAGCAGAUGGAACUGGCAUGGCUGACUACGCUCUGGAGUCUUUAGGUGCUACUGUGAUCAGGUCCCGUAGCUCAGAAACAUACCGCACCAGGUCUCCGUGUUACAGCCUGUUUGGGAUGCCACUGUGGUAUGCUUCAGAGGGUCCACGCACUGUUAUACAGCCUGAGAUGCAUCCUGUGAAGUGCUGGGCGUUUAAAGGCAGUGAGGGGUUCCUCACCAUCACCCUGUCCCUCCCCGUGCGCAUCACACACGUCACCUUGGAGCACAUCCCCAAGAGCCUCUCCCCCACCGGUCACAUCGACAGCGCCCCGCGAGAGUUCGCCGUUUACGGCCUGAGUGGCUUUGAUGAGCAGGAGGAAGGGAAGUUCCUUGGUAGAUUCACGUAUGACUCUGAUGGCGAGCCCAUCCAGACCUUUGAGCUGCCGGACUCUGUGAAGGAUGUGUAUGGUGCGGUGCAGUUGAGGGUUCUCAGUAACUGGGGUAACCCUGAGUACUCCUGCGUCUACAGAUUCAGGGUUCACGGCCAGCCACACCCCCACUGAGAGACACAACCUCAGCAAAGACUUUAUUUUCAUUACCCUAGUACUUUAUUUUCUAUAAUAAUAAUAUAUUUGCUUUCAAGCUGAAACUAUGUUUCAAGUGAUUUAUUUAUGAUUGUUGAUUGCAUGUCAUGUUGAUCGUCAAUGCAGUUCUGUAUCAGGGUACACAGCAUAAAGACACUGGAAAGAAACAAAGAAAAUAUUUUUAUUGUGUAGGCUACAUUUUAAUAUAUUACAAUGUUAUGUGGAGAUUAUGUUGGUAAUGUUAUUUAAUAUGUAUUGUUAAUUAUAUAAUGUCAACAAAUCACUAACAUUUUACUUUACCAUGAUCAUUAGAUCAUAUUCCCAGCUUUAUGAUAAAUGCAGAGACCAAAUUUCCCUCAAGGGAUCAAAAGUAAGUAACCUGAUCAUAUGAAAUAAAUAAGAGUGUGUUUUCUGAUA